This is a messenger RNA of Pedinophyceae sp. YPF-701, 1422 nucleotides long. The record is from the annotation of a GenBank genome assembly. NCBI's taxonomy places the organism in Eukaryota, Viridiplantae, Chlorophyta, Pedinophyceae.
AUGUCGCGGCCGCAGACCAGCGUCUCUGCCGCGCAAGUAGGGGACGCGGCCGCCGCUCCGCCGGAGCCGAGCUUCGUUCCGCGUAAAGAAGGUGUCACGGACGGGGCGUGGGACAAGCACGACCGCCUGGCCGUCCUGGAGGCCCUGCAGGACGCGGAGGCCGCGGCGCAGCACCGCGAGCCGUCCGCAGCGCCCGCCCCGUCAGACGCGACACCGCCCUCGUCGUUCCGCGAGUACAUGCGCCUCCCGCCGCUGGAGCGCAAGAUCCUGCUCGGGCUCAGCGACGCGGAGUACGCCGAGCUCGCGAAGAGCCUCGGCGAGAAGGCCUUCCGUGGCAAGCAGAUGCGCACGGCGGUGGUGGGCGGGGCGCGCAGCAUCGGCGACAUCACGACGCUCAGCAAGGCGCUGCGGCAGCGGCUCGAGGAGGAGGGCUGGCGCACGGGGCGCAGCGCCGUGCACCACCGCGUGGAGAGCCACGACGGCGUGCACAAGUUCUUGCUGCGCCUUGCCGACGGCCGCGUCGUGGAGACCGUCGGCAUCCCGUCGCUGGACAACGACGGCAAGCGUCUGACCGCGUGCGUGUCCAGCCAGGUGGGCUGCCCCAUGCGCUGCACGUUCUGCGCCACGGGCAAGGGCGGCUACGCGCGCAACCUCCUCGUGCACGAGAUCGUGGACCAGGUUCUGACCAUCCAGGAGGAGCUGGGGCGGCGCGUGUCCAACGUGGUGUUCAUGGGCAUGGGGGAGCCGCUGCUGAACCUACCGUCGGUGCUCGAGGCGGUGACGUUCCUGAACGAAGACCUCGGCAUCAGCAUGCGCAAGAUCACCAUUUCUACCGUCGGCGUGCCAAACGCCAUCCCGAGGCUGGCCGCCGCGCAUCUCCAGGCGACGCUCGCGGUGUCGAUCCACGCGCCCACGCAGCAGCUGCGCGAACAGAUCGUCCCGUCGGCGAAAGCCUACCCGAUCGAGGCGCUCAUGAAGGACUGCGCCGAGUACUUCAAAGCGACGGGCCGACGCGUCAGUUUCGAGUACACGCUUCUGUCCGGCGUCAACGACGGCCCCGAGCACGCCGCGGAGCUCGCGAGGUUGCUGCGUCGCCACGGGCUCGGCGGCCCAUCGAACCCGGCCCUGAUGGGCUCGUCACGGCGCGGCAACCGCGGCGGCGCGCAGGAGGACAACUCCGCCCCGCCGUCGUCAUCGUGGCACGUCAACCUGAUUCCCUGGAACCCCGUGGACGAGAGCGAGUUCAAGAGGCCCUCGAGGGACACGGUGCGGCGCUUCAAGGAGGCCCUGGAGUCGAAGGGCAUCCCGUGCAGCGUGCGACAGACGCGCGGGCUGGAGGCCGCUGCGGCGUGCGGGCAGCUGCGGAACCGGUACCAGAAGGAGCCCGUGGAGGGCUUCGCGGGGAUCGAGGCACAGGUGUAG